Molecule: messenger RNA, 1923 nt
Organism: Rotaria socialis
Lineage: Eukaryota; Metazoa; Rotifera; Eurotatoria; Philodinida; Philodinidae
Source: the annotation of a GenBank genome assembly
AUGGAACGAAAUGUAAAUGAAUAUAGUGAACUAUUUUAUCAUUGUGUACAAGUAUUAAAUGAAUAUAAGAAUGAUAUAUCGGAAGAAAUAUUUUUACAAGAAUAUUUUCAAAUAAAUAAAGUCCCUGAUCAAGCAUUUAUAUCGACUAUCUUAUUCGAUUGUAGUCGACAUGCAGCAUUACUUAAAGCAAUCAUGGCUUUUUUCUAUAAAAACGAUGGUAGUCAUGUAAAAAAAUCUGAACAAAAUAUUUUUAAAGUUCUCAUUUAUAUGAUCAUUUUUCAAAUUGAAACAGUUGAGUUUAAACUGAUAAGAGGAUUUAUUAAUUCAGUACAAUUAUUUCAAAUGCAUCAGUUUAUGGAAUUUCUUACCAAUGAAGAUUAUGGUACAAUUAUUAAAAAUGAAAGUAUGAAAUUUUACGACGAGGAUUACAUCAACGAAAAUAUUGUUCGAGUUCUGGACAAAUAUCGACCAGUUUUCCGUUCUAUUUUACGUGAAAUUUCUGAUAAAAUAGAAGGACGUAUAGCAGCACGCCAACUGCCAGAACCAACUAAAGCAAAACCAUUUAAUCUUACUGCACUGAAAGAACGUAUUCCGCCUACUCCGAAACCUAUACCGAAACUAGAAAAAAGUCGACCACCACCAAAAUCAACGUACGAAUCAUCAACUGAACAAAUUGAAUUAGAAAGAACACGUGAUGAAAAUCAUCGGCAGGGUUUACACAAAUUAAAUCAAGUACAAUCAUUAUCGUUUCAUUUUAUGCAGACAGAAAAAUCGAAGAGAACUCAAAUUAAACAAGCACAAAUUAUUGAGGAAAAUGAAAAAAGUCGUGAAUUUGAACCUAUCCGAGCAAUUCCACUGCCGAAACUACAGGCAAAUAAAAUUACAGUUAAGUUAAACGCCGCUGCAAUACUUAAAGAAAAUGAGAUAUACAAAAAGCAAGAAGAAAAUGUUCGUCAACAUUUGCUUGAUCUCGAGGCUGGUGGAAGAGAAUCACACGAAUUUUUUCAAUGGCAAGAGACAAUGCAAAAACAAGAUUAUGAACAACAAAUAAAUGCUAUUGAACGAAAACGACUAGAAGGAAGAAUAAGCUAUGAAGAAGCUAUACUAGCACGGCAACGUCUAACCGAUGAAAAUCGACGAAUAGCCGAUGAAAUUAGACGACAAACACGUGAAGCAAUUGAGAUUCAUGUCAAAGAAAAACUGAAAGAAGAACAAAGAAUGAAACAACUAGUCGAAGAAGUUGUUAGUGGAAGAGAAAAUGCCAAAGCCGCACAACAAAAACUUCAACAAUAUAAAACAGAUUUUGUUAAACAAUAUAAAGAAGAAAUAAAACAAUUAAUGAAACAAGCACUUGAAGAGGCUGAAGCAGAAAUGCGACAACGUGCCGAAUUAAUUCAACAGAUUCGAGCCUUCGAAUUACUACCGGUCGAUCGAUGGAGACCUGUUGAUCGAACGUCAGUACCUGGCUAUGGCUUCCACGACGAAAUGUCUAUAGCUGAAAUACGUGAACGUCUUGAAUUAUUAAAACUCGAACGAGAAAAAGAACGUGAACUACGACGUGAUCAAAUCGUUAGAGAAAAGCAAACCAAAGAAAAAAUGUUAACAACUACAGUUCGAAGUAUAGCUAAACGUCGAAGUGAUUUAACAACACAAGCAGCUAUGAGAAAACGAAGAAAUAUAAGUGCACCACCAGCUGUUGAUAAAAGUAAUCCAGAACUUGAACAAUUAAAAACUCAUUUAGAACUAAAACGAGCUCAACGUCUAUCAAAUCAACAACAACGAGAAACGCUUCAAUCAUGCGGAACAUCACUGAAAGCUUCCAAUUCAUUUGUAAGAUCAUCCAGUGAAUGGAAUCGUCUUGAACAAGUCGAAAAAGCCUGUGAUAAAGCACAAAAACGUACUGCGCCGUCUCUUAUUGCAUGA